Molecule: messenger RNA, 820 nt
Organism: Mycotypha africana
Lineage: Eukaryota; Fungi; Mucoromycota; Mucoromycetes; Mucorales; Mycotyphaceae
Product: AP-3 complex subunit sigma-like protein
Exons: 4
Coding region: 143-667 (174 amino acids)
Biological process (GO): intracellular protein transport; Golgi to vacuole transport
Cellular component (GO): intracellular membrane-bounded organelle; membrane coat; AP-3 adaptor complex
Source: RefSeq, a predicted model, not a curated record
GGCACCAGAAAACUUUCUUCUUUUUUUGCUGCUGCUGCUGCUGUUGCUGUAAACUCAGACAAUGCUAUAGAGUUCCCUUUUAAAGAAAGAUACAAAAAUCGUUCGUUCUUUUAUUACUCUUAUUCUUGCAUCCGUCGUUUCCAUGAUCAAAUCUGUACUGAUUUUCAACAAUCACGGCAAGCCAAGACUCAUCAAAUUCUAUCAUCAGAUUGAUAUUGCAACACAGCAAGCAUUAGUGCAAGAAAUAUUUACGCUGGUGUCAAAAAGACCUGACACAGCCUGUAACUUCUUAGAAGGCAGUAAAUUACUCGGUGGAAAAGAUACACGUGUAAUCUAUAGACACUAUGCUACAUUAUAUUUCGUGUUUGUCGUUGAUGAAAGCGAAAGUGAGCUUGGAAUCUUGGAUCUGAUUCAGGUUUUUGUCGAAAGUUUGGAUAGAUGCUUUGAAAAUGUGUGCGAGUUGGAUUUGAUCUUUCAUUUUGAAGAAGUGCAUGCGAUUCUAUCAGAAAUUGUUCAAGGAGGAUUAGUUCUCGAAACCAAUAUGGGUGAAAUAGUAGCGGCAAUCAAUGAGAUGAAUAGAGCAAAGAAAAGAACUUCUGCCGGCGUUACUGCUGCAGGCUUCAAUAGUUUAAGGACGGCAGAUCCCCUCAAAAGAUUCCGCCGCUAAGAUAACACAAUGUCAUUCUUUAAGACUAGACGCUUCUGUUACUGCUCGAUAUUCAUUGCUAUAUCUUUAUUUAUCUGCUUUGAGGCACCAAUACCAUAUAUCCGCUCAUUUAGGCAAAUAAUAAACAUUUGCAGAAGAGUUAUAUUUGUAUUA